This is a messenger RNA of Salvelinus fontinalis (brook trout), 3624 nucleotides long. RefSeq names its product G-protein coupled receptor 54-like. The transcript has 5 exons. Gene Ontology annotation, molecular function: G protein-coupled peptide receptor activity. Gene Ontology annotation, cellular component: membrane. The coding region runs from base 246 to 1352 and encodes 368 amino acids. The record is from RefSeq and is a predicted model, not a curated record. Gene Ontology annotation, biological process: neuropeptide signaling pathway. NCBI's taxonomy places the organism in Eukaryota, Metazoa, Chordata, Actinopteri, Salmoniformes, Salmonidae.
AGCUUCUGCAACGAAGUUAGAAAAGUGUGAGCUCAACAGAGGUCUACCCUACUGUCAGACCCAUUCUAACCAUAGAAAGAUCCAAGAACUCAUCACCACCUGAACCAUUAUUCACUUGAUCAUGACGCCCCAAUGUUAUCUGGACAGAUCAAUUUCCUUCUCAGUAGUUAAAAUGAAUUUAUUAUACACAAGUUAUCACCCCAAGGCUACAUUUGAAGAGCAUUGACUUCUUUUCACACAUCAAGAUGUUCCCUCCCGACGUGUGGAAUUCUACGGACCUGAUGUGGUUCAAUACGUCUGAGUUGAAUGCUUCUCUGGAGGAUCUGGAGGAGAGGGACCACCCGUUCCUGACAGACGCCUGGCUGGUGCCUCUCUUCUUCGCCCUCAUCAUGCUGGUGGGGCUAAUUGGGAACUCGCUGGUCAUCUAUGUCAUCUCCAAACACAGGCAGAUGAGGACAGCCACCAACUUCUACAUAGUUAACCUGGCUGCCACAGACAUCAUCUUCCUGGUGUGUUGUGUCCCGUUCACAGCCACUCUCUACCCGCUCCCUGGAUGGAUAUUUGGGAACUUCAUGUGUAAAUUUGUUGCUUUUCUACAGCAGGUGACUGUUCAGGCUACAUGCAUCACCCUCACUGCCAUUAGUGGGGAUCGCUGCUAUGUCACAGUAUACCCUCUAAAGUCCCUACGCCAUCGCACUCCACGAGUCGCCAUGAUCGUUAGCAUCUGUAUAUGGAUCGGUUCCUUCAUUCUAUCCACCCCAAUCUUCAUGUACCAGAGAAUUGAGGAGGGCUACUGGUAUGGACCGAGACACUACUGCAUGGAGAGGUUUCCCUCUAAGACCCAGGAGAGGGCUUUCAUCCUGUACCAGUUCAUAGCUGCCUACCUACUACCUGUCAUUACCAUCUCCUUCUGCUACACACUCAUGUUGAAGAGGGUGGGCCAGCCGUCCGUUGAGCCAGUAGACAAUAAUUACCAGGUCCACCUGUUGUCUGAGAGGACCGUCACUCUGAGGAGUAAGAUCUCCAAGAUGGUGGUGGUGAUUGUCCUCCUAUUCACCAUCUGCUGGGGGCCUAUCCAACUCUUCGCCCUGUUCCAGUCCUUCUACCCCAACUACAGGGUCAACUACACUACCUAUAAGAUCAAGACCUGGGCUAACUGCAUGUCCUACGCUAACUCCUCCAUCAACCCAAUCAUUUAUGGCUUCAUGGGAGACAGUUUCCGCAAGUCCUUCAAAAAGACUUUCCACUUCCUGUUCAAACACAAAGUGAGAGACAGCAGUGUCACGUCACGCACGGCUAAUGCAGAAAUCAAGUUAGUUGCUGCAGAGGAAGGCAACAACGAAGGGAAAUGAGCCCUGGGCUGAGUGAGCUGCUGGGGGCAAAGCUGUUGGGGAUUCAGUUCACAUUGGCACACAAACAGAAAAGCACAUGAUAGACUGCUGCGAAUGCACCCAUUCAGAAGGCAAUGACCCCCUGCUGGGAGCAGCAUUUUAAAAUGGCAUUUGAUGUGUUGUUUGCAAUUCUACAAAAGCUGACUGAUCCUGCUCUGUUCUGAUAUCACAGACAAUGAAAGGACAUUGUAAAAAAUAUAUAAUGUUCACCACCUAGGCAGAAUGCUCAGAAUAAUAUGAAAAUAAUACAAUUAAAACAAUAAAAGUUAUUGGAAUGAAAUUAUAUGAAAUCUAAUAGACACUAUGGUUACAAGAGCAGUCCAAGGUGACCUCAAAAUGGGUUUGUAGACAUUUUGUUAUCAGAUGUGCACAGGUUGUUAACACGUUGUUAUCAUUAACUCAUCUCAAAGCUGUGAAGUGAUUGCACCCGAUUUAUAUUUUUCAAUGGAGAGAUUUAUGAUGGUAGCUAGGAAUUUCACAUGAAUGGCGUUACAAACCACUCAGGAGUUAAAUUCCAGGCCAGUUCAAUGGGUGUACAGCCAACAGUGAUGUGUAGGAGCUUGCUCAGGUAGGGGCAUAGUCAAUGAGGCGUGGUGAGUGUUUACUUUACUACUAUGUUCCAGACACACACUUACACCUCCCUUUACACACAGUGCACAGGUGGCGGGGGCCAGCCCUAUCAUACUUUCACUGGCCAUCCCUACAUUCCCACAGCAUUAUCUUAUGCGACUUAUAGUCACCCGAUCGUUUCCUUUGACAGCGACGCUGUAAAAAAGGACACAAUCUGUGACUGACUUGUCCUAACAGUGCCUCCUCCCAAUGUGCCGUGACUGUCUGUCCUUGUUUGAAUUGCGGAUCGAAACAUCUGUACUGUUGGAAGUAUCUGUGUUCUAUCUGGCACUAUUUUAGCAUUGAGUUAAAAAGUUCACUUGAAAAAAGUGUUUAGAAAGGUGGGAAGAUAAACAGAACUAAAGCACUUGGAAACAACGGAAAACUUUGAACAGAUUUAGAUUGAAUUCUGUACAGAAUGUUUUACUGCAUACACACUUGAAUGCAGUUUAGUCCAUGUUUGAUUGUAACGCUCCCUGUGAAAAUAUGUAUUGUCUUCAGGCAUUUCAGAUGUCUGUACAUUUUGUUUUGGUAAUCACUCCACUUAAGUGUUUUCGAAAAGCCUUUAUUAUAGACUUUCCCUACAGUAUUUGCACUAUCUUUAUUUAUUAUUAAUAUAUUGAUCUUACCGCUUUAGCUCUAUGAAUCAUGUAACAUUCCCUGUAUUUUAAAUGCCUAACUACUGUAGGCCUACAUGAAUAUGUACACUACUGUGGAUUUAACCACUGUGUUUGAUUAUUCAUUUACUUUUAAGCUUUUUUGUGUGUAAUCAGAAAUGUGAAAAGUACAUAUCAUUACCUUUGUUACUAACACAGAAUUGUACAUUAUUAUACUUUUUUUAAUUAGAAAUGUUGCAGGAUAAAAUCUCUUGAUGCACCAUCUCCUUUUCAAGUGUCCCCCAAAAAAUAAAAAAUAAAAAUAAUAAUAAUAAUUAGUAAUAUGUAAACUACUGUCUAAUAAUAAUAAUGACAUAAUAAUAAUACAUACAGACAUAUUUAUAAAUAUCUGUUUGUUCAUAACAUUUGAAAAAGGGCUUUCUUAAAUUCACUGUGUGAUUUAAAUGCCCUGAUUUCUAUAGGUAAAUGACUCCAGUCAGUUGGGUCUUUGUAUGUGAAAGAUCUUACUCUAACCUCAUGAUGAACCCUUGGAAUGUGUAAUUGCUGCUGUUGUCUAAAGGAGUAGUGUGAGUCUUGCAAAGUUAGGCGUUCCUACAGGGAAAUGUAUCAAUGCAGUUGUCUUCUGUUUGGGAGUGACAGACAAUUUACUGAUUCAUACAUGAUGUGUCUUAUAACGGCAUCCAAGAAUCAAUGUGCAAAGAUUGUGAUGAAUCUAAUUCACAGGGUAAGGUAUUGGUUGUGUUUUGAUAGAUGAUGUUGCCAUAGUCUAAGAUAGGUAGCAGCAGUUGGGAUAAGGUUUUUCUAAUGGAUACAGUAAAACAAAUAUUGUGUAGUAACCCAAGCGUAUAGAUAAUUGUUUUUCUAAUAUAAUCAACAUGCUUUCCAAAAGAUCAUUCAGAAUCUUCCAAAUCCAGAUAUUUCAAACAAUCACAUUCAAGCAUUGUUCCAUCACUUGCAUGCAUUUUGAAAUGGCCAGCUGUGGAAUUAAUUCUUUGACGUUUACCAAA